GCAUUCACUCAACAACAGUGCCUUUUUUCAUUCAAAUUAACAUUUGCUAGACUUACAUGUACAUGUAUUUACUGGCUGUUUAAAAAUCAUACAUACUUGUGCAAGGCAAGUACUGAUUAUGUGAAGAAACAUUUCAGCUAAUAAUGCCUUACCAUCAGUUUUGCCUGCCACAUUUUUUUCAAACAUGUCAAAGUGUCAACAGAGGGCUCCCCUUAUUGUCCUGAAAAGAUAUCAGUAAACUGGAAGUUGUCACACGGUGUGUACAAGUUCAAAAAUCUGUGAAAUCAAUAUGUGCGUCUCCAGUGAGGGUGAUGAUUCAACACUGUCUGUGGGAUGUUGGCAAAUAUUGAUUGCCAGGAACAAUAUGCACGGAGCAAACAAGGUGCAACUCAGUUAAAUUAUAACCCACAAUCAGUAACAGGUGAACCGGUUAACUGGAGCGGUACACAGUCAAACAGGGAUACUGAGCAGCAUUGGAUGUGGAAGUUCCAAGAGGUCAAUAUGCAGUGAAGCAGUUCUUGGACUCUCGGGGUUUGUGUGGUUGACAAGGAAUCAAUUUAAAUUGAAGUUUACAUGCUUCAGCCAGUUGUCAAACAUGACGAGGACAGUUACUACCUGUUGUGGUGGCUAUACCAAAUACCACUUUGCCACGUUUAUCCUCACCUAUGCUUCGUAUUGUUUUUACAAUGCUGCUCGCAAGACAUUCAGUAAUGUUAAGACGUCGGUCCGACUGAGCUGGGCACCACCGGAUGAGAAUGAAACACUCCCUGAAGGCUACUCAGAUCACGUAAAGGCUGAUAACACUAACCCUUUUCUUGAAAGUGCUGACGAAGCUGAAGUAUUCUUUGGUAUUCUGGAUACGGUCUUCCUUGCUUCAUAUGCAAUUGGCCUUUACAUCAGUGGCGUGCUUGGAGAUAGGCUAGAUCUGAGGAAAGUUCUCGGAGGCGGAAUGUGUUUAUCUGCUCUGGCUAUUUUCAUGUUUGGUUCACUGAGUGAGUGGAUAAGUCUGUACAACAAGGCUUACUACAUCAUCUUCUGGAUACUCAAUGGUCUGCUUCAGGGUACCGGUUGGCCAGCAUUAAUUGCUAUUAUGGGAAACUGGUUCACAAAAUCCAGAGGGUUCGUGUUUGGUGUGUGGACAUCUUGCCAGUCCGUAGGCAACAUUCUAGGAUCAAUACUCGCAUCAUUGGUGCUGAAUCAAGGAUAUGCAUUUGCUUUCCUGACGACAGCAAGUAUCCUCUUUGUUUCCGGUAUUGUAAUGCUUCUUUUCGUAGUCCCAUCACCUAACGAAUUGAAUCUACCUGCUUCUCUUGAGGAAAUGGAUGAAACUGAAUUAAAGAAAGACUUCUUAUCCACAGAUUCAGAUGCCUCUGGUGAUGAUAAUGAUGAUGAUGAUGUGUGUAGCAAUGCCGGCAGUCCGAGACCCCAAGCCAUUGGGUUUGUCCAUGCCUUGCUGCUACCGGGUGUGGCCAUGUUUGCACUGUGCUAUGCCUGCCUGAAGCUUGUCAACUAUGCCUUUUUCUUCUGGCUUCCGUACUACCUGAGUAACACCUUCUUAUGGACUGAAGUGGUGUCAGACCAGAUGUCCAUGUUCUAUGACAUUGGAGGCAUUAUCGGAGGCAUUCUAGGAGGGUUCAUAUCUGAUCACCUGGGUGUGCGCUCGCCAAUUGUUGUGGCGAUGUUGGUCCUAUCCUAUGGAUUUCUGUUUGGAUAUAGCUUUUGUUCCAAUAGCUAUAUUUUGAAUGCCACAGUGCUGACACUAGCUGGAAUAUUUGUGAAUGGUGUCGCCCAUGUCAUCAGCUCCGUCAUAGCAGCUGACCUGGGCCAGCAGGAUGCCAUUAAGGGUUGCCGGGAGGCCCUCGCCACAGUAACGGGAAUCAUCGAUGGAACGGGCACAAUGGGUGCUGCCGUAGGCCAGGUCAUUGUGCCAGUUCUACAGAUGCAUUAUGGUUGGCCUUCGGUGUUCUACUUCUUGGCUGCAACUGCAAUUCUGGGAACGAUUUUCAUCCUGCCAGUAUUUGUGAGGGAAGUCAAGAUGUUGGACAGACAGUCUAAGUACCAUGCAAAGUAGUCUUACUCAAAUCAACAAAUUCUCAAAAGUACUACUCAGUAAAAUGUUUUGAGAGGCAAAGUAUAUUUUUAAGGUUAUAAACAAAAUAAGGAGUGUUACUUCUGCAUGAUGCCCUGUGGCAAAUAAAUGUGCAGGUGCAUUUACACUGAAAUGAAAUAUUAGGAAUUGUGUGUAGGGUGUUUGUGUGUGGUUGCCUCCCUUUUGCUCAUGUUUUCUUGUUUGAUCUCUGACUUUCCUUUAACUGAUUAUUGUUUGCCCAAUUUUUCUUGAUUAGCCUUUUGAAACUUUUCCAAGAGCUGCAUUUAUAGGGCCUGCUUGUUUGGGGUCACAGUUGUGUUUUUCCUACAAGUAGCUGCUAAAACUAUGGCUGGUCUCUGGUGCAAAAGUAUUCAAAAUAAUUCACAAAGUGUUAAAAAUUCCAAUUAGCUAGCAAAACACCAGAUAAUAUAGCACAUAUUACCAAACGCUCAACAAAAAUACAACCCUCUUUAAAAUGAAUGGGACAAAUGUCCAUUUUGAAUGAAAUUGAGGUAAAUUAAAAAACAACCAUGGGUGAUUUUUCUGUAAACUUUGGCUGCCCAUACAAGUUGUAGGCAAAAUGAAAGUGGUCUAUAUACCACAGAGUUUUUGACUCGAGUCACUUGACUUGAGUCGGACUGGAGUUGCUGUUUUUGGGACGUGUGACUUGACUUGUUACUAUCAGUUUUUGACUCGCAACUUGACUUAGACUUGCAAAAAUUGACUUGUU
Molecule: messenger RNA, 2819 nt
Organism: Acanthaster planci (crown-of-thorns starfish)
Lineage: Eukaryota; Metazoa; Echinodermata; Asteroidea; Valvatida; Acanthasteridae
Gene: slc37a3
Product: solute carrier family 37 member 3
Source: RefSeq, a predicted model, not a curated record